Messenger RNA from Scylla paramamosain (green mud crab), 546 nucleotides. RefSeq lists its product as uncharacterized. The record is from RefSeq and is a predicted model, not a curated record. Gene Ontology annotation, molecular function: peptidyl-prolyl cis-trans isomerase activity. NCBI's taxonomy places the organism in Eukaryota, Metazoa, Arthropoda, Malacostraca, Decapoda, Portunidae. Bases 1 to 546 code for a protein of 181 amino acids. The transcript has a single exon. Gene Ontology annotation, biological process: protein peptidyl-prolyl isomerization.
AUGGGGGAGGUGGUGCCGGCCGCCCCCCCCUGCGAGGUGUUCCUGGACCUGAUGUGGUCCGGCAGCGCGGCGCGGCGGGUGGUGGUGAGUCUACCCAAGGACACCCCCCUGGGCCGGCAGUUCAUGCUGCUGUGCUCGGGCCAGCGGGGCGCCUGCUACGCCAACACCAGGCUGUUUAAGGUGAUAGAUGAGGGACAGCCGGAGGAGCGUGUGGUGGGAGGAGAGUACCAGACAGGUGAUGGGAGGGGAGGAGCCGCCCUGCUGCCUCACCUUGGCCAGGGUGAGUACUGGAAGUCAGGCAAGGCGGGGGCUGUGUGGUGCUGGUGGCGUGAUGACCCUGCCCGUGGUGCUCAGUUCGGCAUCACCACCCGGGACUUGCAGCGUGGUAGAGUUUGGCAUGAUGUCUUUGGCCAGGUGGUGCGGGGCCUGGAGGUGGUGCAGGAGGCAGCCCGGCACCGCCCCAUUACUGAGGUGACUGUGGUACAAGAUGUACAUUUCAAAAGGCAGCAGCAGCAGCAGCAGCAGCAGCAAACCUUUAGCCCUUGA